Molecule: messenger RNA, 1939 nt
Organism: Spinacia oleracea (spinach)
Lineage: Eukaryota; Viridiplantae; Streptophyta; Magnoliopsida; Caryophyllales; Amaranthaceae
Product: pectinesterase-like
Exons: 2
Coding region: 82-1821 (579 amino acids)
Biological process (GO): cell wall modification
Molecular function (GO): enzyme inhibitor activity; pectinesterase activity
Source: RefSeq, a predicted model, not a curated record
UCUUUACCAAUUGGCUAAACUAACUUUUUUUAUGUAAGGAUUAAAAAAAUUCUUUUAUAUAAAAAAAAAAAAAAAAUCAAAAUGAAGGGAAAGUUAAUUGGAUUAGGAAUAUCAUUAAUCCUUAUAGCUGGUGUAGCCUUUGGUCUUGUAAUGCUCGUUCGUCAUACAAAUAGUAGUAUAACGAAAAACCAUAAGCAAGAUCCUUUAGCGACCGCCAACAAAGCAGUUCAAGCUAUUUGUAAUCCAACAGAUUACAAAGAAGCAUGUGUUCAGAGCCUGGGUUCUGUUGCUAACAACCAAACUGCUACCCUGAAAGACUAUAUCAAUGUUGCCAUAACAGCCACUAUUAAUGCUGUUAAAGAAGGUAUACAAAACUCAGAUUCUAUAGGGAAACAAGCCAAUGACCCUUUGAAUAAAAUGGCGUUUCAGGAUUGUAAGGAGUUGUUACAGCUUGCUACGGAUGAGUUACAGUCUGUACUUCAUGAUGCAACUGAUGUUAAGCUGUCUACCAUGAAGGAAAAGGAAGACGAUUUGAAGAAUUGGUUGACUGCUACUGUUGCGUAUCAACAGUCGUGUAUUGAUGGUGUUGCGAAUUCUGAUUUGAAAGAUAAGAUGAAUAAAGCUCUUCAAAAUGCGACUGAAUUAACCAGUAAUAUGCUUGCUGUUAUUUCAGAGAUUAGUCCCAUUUUCAGUAGUUUUGGGAUUAAUACUAAUGUCAGUUUUAGCUCUCGCCGACUCCUUAAUACAAAUCAAAAUAAUAAUAAUAAUAAUAAUAAUAAUAAUGUCCCUAAGCUUGGUAAAGAUGGAUAUCCGACUUGGUUUACAAAAGAGGAUAGGAAAUUGGUCGGAAGGGUUAACACAAACAAUCCAAAACCAAGUGUAAUUGUGGCUCAAGAUGGAAGUGGACAGUUUAAGACCAUUUCUCAAGCAGUUGCAGCAUAUCCAAAGAAUCUACAAGGAAAAUAUGUUAUUUAUGUGAAAGCAGGGCUAUACAAUGAACAAGUACUUAUUACUAAAGAUCAAACUAACAUCUUUAUGUAUGGAGAUGGACCUCGUAAGACCAUUGUCACCGGAAGAAAAUGUUUUACCGAUGGUGUCAGCACAUACCAAUCUGCUACUUUUGCUGUAAUUGGAAAUGGUUUUAUCGGUAAAUCGAUGGGAUUUCAGAACACAGCAGGUCCUGAGGGACACCAAGCAGUGGCACUAAGAGUACAGUCAGACAUGUCUGCGUUUUAUAAUUGCAGAAUGGAUGGAUAUCAAGACACCCUUUACCCACAAGCACACAGACAGUUUUAUCGCAACUGUGUGAUUUCAGGCACAGUAGACUUCAUAUUCGGAGAUGGUAGCGCAAUCAUACAAAACUCCCUUAUAGUAGUCAGAAAGCCUAUGGAUAAUCAGCAGAACACAAUCACAGCACAAGGAAAGAAAGAUAAACGUGAAAUGUCAGGAAUUGUGAUCCAUAACUGUAGAAUUGUACCUGAACAAAAGCUGUUUGCUGAUAGAUUUAGACUCCCAACUUUUUUGGGUAGGCCAUGGAAGGAAUACUCAACAACAAUAAUCAUGCAGUCUAUGCUUGCUGAUUUUAUACAACCAGCAGGGUGGAUGCCGUGGGCUGGUACCUUUGCUUUGGAUACAUUAAACUAUGGUGAGUUUGCUAAUCGAGGUCCUGGUGCUGAUACUAGUAGAAGGGUUAGAUGGAAGGGUUACCAUGUUAUUACAAAUAAAGAUGAGGCUAUGAGAUAUACUGUUGCUCCUUUUAUUCAAGGACAAUUAUGGCUUCCUUCUUCAAGUAUGCCGUUUCUUCUAGGCUUAAAGAAUUAACUAUGUAACAUUAUGCUUUAUGCACAUUCUUCUUCUUCUUCUUCUUCUUCUUCUUCUUCUUCUUCUUGUAAAAGGUUGUUUGAACAUUAUAAUGAUACUUGUUGCCUUUUUUCUAUAA